AUGGCCACACAAGAUUGGGUGGCGAUCGCCAUCAUGGGAGGUGUCGGCACGCUGGCCCUCUGCAUGAAUGCCGUCGCUGGGAAAACUAUAUGGAAAAACACCAGUUUGAGCAUUACGGUGAAAACCUAUCUCUGUGCCGAACAUACACUGCGCAUCGUCAUGUCGAUCAUGGCGUACUACGUCGUCGCUCAAUCAAUUAUUCGCUUUGACGCCCCAGAUCCUCUAUCGAAUAUUACAGGAGUCAGCUAUGGGUUUCGGGCCGACGCCUAUGACCAGACGAAAACCUAUGAGGAUUUUUACUACGCGUCUCCGGUUACGGAACAACGGACCCUUGAUGAAAUGGGGGAUCAACACGAGUUCUGGGCCCAGGAUCUUAAUAGAUUAUGCGCUUUCUAUUUUGUGGUCUGUCAAUUUGCUGUGGAUUACCUGCAACUUGGACUUUCAGUCAAUCGCGUGGCAGGCGUUGUAGCUAGGGGAAAAUAUCUGAAGCUAACUUCCAAAAAUCCUGUCGCACAGGUGAUGCUCUUCAUCUCCAUUCCGUUCCAGCAACUAUACAAACCGUUAUAUUACCAGUCGCUCGUGUUCGACAAGUACGAGCACAAUCUGUAUCGUGGCAGCAUGCCCUCGGCCAUCAACAUCGGAUACAGCUACGAGAAGGAUGUCUGGAAAAACGCGGCACAUUGGAAUGAGCUGACGUUGAUGCGUCACCUAAAGAUACUACGCAACUCCACCGGCUUAUCGGUACGCGCCAAGGAAAGUCGAGCCGAUUUCCGUCUGGCGCAACAGAUAUUUUUUAACAACUUUUUCACGUUCUUGGUUUGUUUGGCGACAGCUGAAUACCUGUACUUUAUUGACAAUGCUAUUGACACGAUUAUAAAGUCGGCAUUUUCGGGCCCAAACGACGGUUUCGGGGUUAAGACGAUCAUGCGGUCGUUCGGUAGCAAGGUGACGGGGGAUUGGCUGAUUAUCGCGUCGAGUCUUUACUUUCCAACUUUUGGAAACCUCGUCGCUGGCUGUAUCACAUGGCAUUUUCUCCGUCCGCGUGUCACCAAACUCAAACAGAAAACCGAAAAGUCGAAUGCAGCCUCCACUAUCCAAGUAGAAACCAUGACCACUAGAAGGCGAACGACUACCAAUGCACGG
Molecule: messenger RNA, 1143 nt
Organism: Mesorhabditis spiculigera
Lineage: Eukaryota; Metazoa; Nematoda; Chromadorea; Rhabditida; Rhabditidae
Source: the annotation of a GenBank genome assembly